AUGGCCAAUUUCUCGUAUAUCUGUCGUCACGUGGACUGCCCUUGGGAGAUUAACAAGGUCGUGUCCACGCUGGCCUUCGCCGCCACACGUUGUCCCGAUCUUCUCGAGCUUUGGAUCAUUCGGCAGCUCUUCUUCGAGCGUUACGGCGAGUUCUACGAUAUUGCGGCGGUGGAGACGGUGGAGGGUUUGCAUGGGAGUUGCGUUGACUUGGAAGUCGCGGAGAGGAUGGAGUGGAAGCAUGCUAGGGUUCCUUACGAUACCACGCUUUGCAAGGUUUGUGCGAUAGUUAAGCCAAGGAAGGAGGACGUUGGAGCUCGCGAUGAGGAAAAUUCUACAGGGGCGACCGAACGGUGA
Linum trigynum is the source of this 354-nucleotide messenger RNA. The record is from the annotation of a GenBank genome assembly. NCBI's taxonomy places the organism in Eukaryota, Viridiplantae, Streptophyta, Magnoliopsida, Malpighiales, Linaceae.